Molecule: messenger RNA, 2623 nt
Organism: Arabidopsis thaliana (thale cress)
Lineage: Eukaryota; Viridiplantae; Streptophyta; Magnoliopsida; Brassicales; Brassicaceae
Gene: JAC1
Product: J-domain protein required for chloroplast accumulation response 1
Exons: 9
Coding region: 300-2255 (651 amino acids)
Cellular component (GO): cytoplasm
Source: RefSeq, marked reviewed
ACAAAAAAAAAUUAUGAGAGAGACAACAAACGAGAGAUUAGGCAAGAAAGAGAGAUAUGGAAGAACAAGGAAGACAAAGAGAGUGUAAGAGUUUUGGAUGUAUGUGGGUUUUAUCCACAAACAAGACUCUUUAAGAUUCUUCUCUCUGUAAUGACCGGAAAAUCCCAUUUUUUUGUGGUUUCAAAUCAAAUGGAACCCCACUCUUACCUCUGUCUUUGUCUUUUUCUUAAAGCCUUUUGUUUCAGCCUCUGUAUGUAUCUCCCUCUCCGGAGCAAUUGCAAAUUCUGUGUCUUUGUGCUAUGCAGACAUUACCAAGCUCAGAAACCGUUCUUUUAGGCUCCAACUCAGCACCACCUGUGUUGCGUAGUCCCGGUGGCGAUGACGUGGACAUCGAUUUUGGUGACGUGUUUGGUGGUCCUCCUAAGAGACGCUCUAAAGUUACUAGUAACGAAGUCACACGACAUAGCUUCAGUGAAUCCGCUCUCCGGCGUCGUGACGUCAUCGUCGACGUCGGCGAUCUGCUUCCGCAAGACGAGAAGCCUGUAUUCGGCGAAGAUACAUCAUCUGUCCGGCGUCGUUUCACCACUGAUGAUUUCUUCGACGAUAUUUUCAGAGUUAAUGAAUCAUCAUCACUUCCGGGUUCUCGGAUCCUUAGCCCGGCUCACAAACCCGAAUCUUCUUCAGGGACUUCGUCUCCAUCCCAAUUCAGUCUUCCUGCAAAAGCAACAGAGAUUCCAACAUUUAAUUUAGCAGCUACUCGUAGUUUGAACAAGAACAAAGAAACUGUUUCGAGCUCUCCUUUGUCAAGAACUUCAAGCAAAGCAGAUGUGGUCUCUACUGCUAAAUCAUAUUCAGAUGAUUGUGAUGAUCCUCCACAAGUUUUUGUUACUGGGAAAGGAAGGCAAUUUCAUUUCUCUAUCUACAAGUGGCCUAAUAAAGGAGUUCCUGUUGUUAUUUGGGGAAGCUCUAGAUUGAGUUCUAUGUCUAAAGCUGAGGAGACAACACCUGUACCAUUGAGUGAUUAUCGAAAAACUUCAGUUGUUGAGAAAUUGGGUAAAAAUGAAGAAGGAGAUGGAAAAAGUGGUUUAUCUGGUUUGAAAGAUGUGAAGAAGACCUCGCUAAAGCGUCCUGGUGUCCAGACAAAAGAAGAGAAAACAGAAACAGAUUUGAAGUCUGAACAAGCCUUCUUUGGUGUCUCAAAAGCACGUGAGGCUAAUGUGAAGCCUCUUGAUUCAGUUGAGUCUGAACAGGCCUUCUCUGGUGUGUCAAAAGCACAUGAAGCUACUACUGUGAAGCCUCUUCAUUCAAUUUUUCAUGAAGAAGAUGAGAGACAAGAUGAGAAAAUAGUAUCAGAGAGAGAAGUGAGAAAAGGUAAAAGCAAAGCGAAGAACACUCGAAGUUUUACCGAAGAUUCAAGAACCAAGAAGAAAUCACAAGGCACUAAAAGUUCUUUGGAUAGUAGCCCGAUACCCGAUAAAUCCAGCUUCGCAAGUUCAUCAGCAGCACCAGAAGUUGGCAAAGAUGGAGUCAAAGGAAAAGUGAGUGACUUCGUUAAGAUUUUCAGUAAAGGAGCUUCAGUUGGAGCAGGUGGGGAAUCUCUUGGACAAAGCUCUAGAUGGAGAGCUAAAGAAACUCCCAAGACUGAUAUCAUUCAUGAUGGUUCUAAUGCCAAGGAAACUGUAAACAUUCCUGAUCAACAAAAGAAAUCGACUCCAGAUAUCCCCGCUAUGAAUCGGGAUCAGAAACCUUCACAGUCAACUCAGAAAAAAGAUUCAGACCGGGAGAGCAUGAACUAUAAGGCUCCUGGUGAUACUGUACAAGAAGAGAGACAAGAACCUAGCACAACACAUACUACCUCAGAGGAUAUAGAUGAGCCCUUCCAUGUAAAUUUCGAUGUGGAGGAUAUAACACAAGAUGAAAACAAAAUGGAAGAGGCCAAUAAGGAUGCUGAAGAAAUCAAGAACAUCGAUGCUAAAAUCCGCAAGUGGUCAAGCGGAAAGAGUGGAAACAUUCGGUCUCUUCUAUCCACGCUGCAAUAUAUUCUUUGGUCUGGGAGCGGGUGGAAGCCGGUUCCUCUAAUGGAUAUGAUCGAAGGAAACGCGGUUCGAAAAUCGUACCAGAGGGCAUUACUAAUACUUCAUCCAGACAAACUACAACAAAAGGGUGCUUCUGCAAACCAGAAAUACAUGGCCGAGAAAGUUUUCGAAUUAUUACAGGAAGCAUGGGACCACUUCAACACUCUCGGACCGGUUUAAAGGAAGAAAACGAGUCUUUAGUCUUUUAGUUCUUUACACAAAGGCUAUGUACAGAUACGGUUCUGAAUCAAAAGAUGUUGCAGAAUUUUAGUUGUCACAGGUAUACUUACAUCAAAUUUUUGUUGGUUUGUUGAGACUUGCAUCAAUCUAAAGGGAUCAUUAAGUACGUACGGAGAGAGAUGUGGGUGUUGUAGUUAUGGCCAUAUAAUUGAUUGGGCUAAAAGCCCAUUAAAAGAGGGUUUAGUGGUUAGCCGUUAGAAAUUAAAGAAAAGGCAAGCCAGGUGAGUUUGUGGAGUUGGUGUUGUGUUGGCUUUUACGAUUCUUUUUCUUAACGGUAAGCUACUUUCUUAACUUAUACUUAAAGCUUU